Messenger RNA from Lichtheimia ornata, 2778 nucleotides. RefSeq lists its product as uncharacterized. The record is from RefSeq and is a predicted model, not a curated record. Lineage: Eukaryota; Fungi; Mucoromycota; Mucoromycetes; Mucorales; Lichtheimiaceae. Gene Ontology annotation, biological process: protein phosphorylation. Bases 1 to 2778 code for a protein of 925 amino acids. Gene Ontology annotation, molecular function: protein binding; ATP binding; protein kinase activity. The transcript is spliced from 7 exons.
AUGUAUCGUUGGUCGCCACUCCUCAUUCUAGUGGGUUGGGUCAUUGGUGGCGUGCAUUCGCAGCUCGGCGACUCUCAGACCCAGGUUCCAUGGAGAGCAGGUCAUGUCUCGGCAUUUCUGGAUCCCUAUGUCAUUGUAUAUGGAGGCACUGAAGAUACAAAUGGGGACUAUAGCAACGCAGCAAACGGAACGACUAGUCUUUGGGUGUGGGAUUCGCGUAAUGGUUCCUGGUAUCAUCCUCAGCUUGCUUCCAGCACACAGCCAAAUCCACAGAUCUUUUUCGGUGCUACAAAGCUGCCAAGCUCGGGUCAAAUGCUCAUUGUUGGAGGAAACAGUACAUCAGGCAUGUCUUUGCAAAAGUUGGAUACCAAUAGUUGGAGUUGGAGCUUCCCAUCUUCCUCAACGACUUCACCUUCUUCAGCAGCAUUCUUUUCUAUUACAUUGAUCAACAACACCAUCUACACAUAUGGAGGCGCCUCUGUCGACGCAAACGGCCAUCCACAGACCAACGCAGUACUCAAUAGCCUUUAUGCUCUUGAUUCCAAUUCAUUUGCUUGGACUUCAGGCUCAAAUGGUGAUGGAAUUAUGGCACACUCGACAUGCUAUGUUCAAUCUUGCAAUUGCCUUAUUACAUUUGGUGGCACAAAAACUGGACAAGGAGCUGAUGCAUCAGCGAAUGUGAUCAUUUACGAUCUCACCACCAAGUCAUGGAAUCUUCAAGUAUCGGUGUCAGCAGGAUCGAGUGGUGCCCCUGGUGGAAGCAGAAUGCACACUGCCAAUUGCUUAAAGGACAAGAUGAUUGUCUAUGGAGGUGGCACUCAAAGCCCGGUGGAUUCUGAUGUAUGGAUUCUCGACGCUUCACAAUAUCCAUCGUUGACAUGGCAACGACAAGAUGUCAGCAACAAAGGGCAAGGUCCUGGAGCGAGAAUGGGACACACUUCUGUUGUUGAUGAAAGUAACCAGAAAAUGUACAUCUUUGGUGGUUGGGGAGGACGUGCUACUGGUGAUUCCAACAUGUACAUGCUUGAUAUGGAAAAUUGGAGUUGGACACGCAUAGCAACGACUGGUAUUGAAGACUCCAACAAGGACGGCUCUUCUACAAGCAAUCACACGGGUGCCAUUGCAGGCGGCGUGGUUGGUGGUGUUGUGGGCUUAGCCUUGAUUGCUGGUCUUUUUCUUUUAUGGCGACGUCGACAACGAAGACGACGUGAAGAAGACAAUGCUUCUGAAAAGACUGAUGAACCGGAUUAUUAUGCAAGACAUCCUCAUUAUUGGACGAAUGGCGACCAAAAUGGAUCAUUGUAUGAAUUGCAUGAUGAUGGCGUUGCUGUAGCACCUAUGAGCCCAUUUCCUCAACGCAAACGUGCUUCAAAAGCUCUCACUCAUUCAACCACGAUGCGAGAUUCGACAUUGGGAGUACGUUCGGAGCUUGGUGAUAUGGAUCAUGUUAUGACAGGCGUGCUACAGGAGAUGGAUGGUGCGAGUGAUCAAGCCAACUAUUCAAGUACAACACACAGCUUCCGCAACUCACGACACAAUAGCAAAGUUUUACUCGUCCCUGACAGCGAAUUACGCAACGCACAAAACCCUGAGGAGAUUGCACGUCAAAAGCCAAACGAGUUUUCAAUGCCAGCAUCACGUCUUGCCAAACACAAUAAGGACAUCCCUAUCGACCAUCACAACCCACAGAGCCUUUCAUCACUUGCUGCCACAGUGGGAUCACCAACAAACUUGACUCAAAUUGGAUUUGACAAUCAUCGACCAUCAACACCUUUGGCUACGAGUCUUGAGACAUCCAACAAUCAUCAGGACAUGACUACUACUACGACAUCUCUUUCUCCCCUUGUCAACAUGCUCCCAAAACGAUAUCAAGCAGAUUCAAAACGUGAUCCUAUUAUUGGGCCUGUCAAUAGCAUUUUGUAUGUCAACAAGAUUGAUACCAAUGCCGCUGAAUCAGCAUUAGAAAAGGAGGCUACGAUAAAGUGGUUUGGAAGACGAGAAGCCUGGGAACGAGAAUGCCGAACUCUCAUUCGAUUAAAAUCGGCUCAUGUGGUGGAGCUUUUGGAAGUCCUUACGAUCCAAGACGAGAAUGUUUCUGCAACUGAAGAUGAUGAGACUCGAAUGAAAUAUUGCACAGUUAUGGAACGUUUGGAAGAAACAUUGGGAGCAGUGAUUCAACAAGCACGAUCGGAUAAUCAUACAACAACAUGGAACCAUCAACGAAAACGAGAUAUUGCACGCAACAUUGUUGAAUGCCUUAUUUUAUGUCACUCACGCGGUGUCGCUUUUUGUGAUCUCAAACCAAGUAAUAUCAUGCAUCGACAAGGGGAACCAUGGAAGCUGAUUGAUUUCGAAGCAAGUCGGACCAUUGGUGAAGAAUGUGUUGGCGUGAUUACUCCACGUUAUUGUCCACCUGAAGUAGCUCGUGCAACAACCUAUGGAUUGGAAGGUGCAAAUGGUGUGGUUGCUACGCCUAGUGUGGAUCUGUGGGCCCUGGGUUGCGUGAUUUACGAGCUCGAGACCAAGCAUGCAUUGUUUGCCAGCAAUAUCAAGGAUGGUACUAUUUUGCAUUUCGUAUCCCAUCCAUCAUCAGCAACACCCAUAUUGAACAAUGGCCUGCGAUGGGACGAGCAUAAGGAACUUUACAUUCCCAACUUUGAGCGAAAUGUUGGCGACCCACAUGCAAGAGAGCUCAUCACCAUGCUAUUGAAACGAGAACCAGCUGAACGCGGUAGAGCCGCUGACCUCCUUGAUCAUCCAUACUUUAAUGAUACGUAA